AUGAUUGCAUGUGUAGGGCAGCAAAUCAUUGGAGGGCGCCGUGUUCCCGAUUCCCUCAAUGGGACGCGCAGUCUCAUGCACUUUCCCCCAGGAUCACGCACUCCUGCGGCGAAAGGGUUCGUUCGCAAUAGCUUCUACACCGGCCUCACACCCUACGAGUUCUUCUUUCACGCAAUGAGUGGACGCGAGGGCCUCACUGACACUGCCGUCAAAACCGCAGAUACGGGUUACAUGCAGCGUCGACUUGUCAAGUUCCUGGAAGACCUAAUUGUUGCUUAUGAUGGAACAGUGCGUGAUAGCCGUGGAGACAUUGUCCAGUUUCGCUACGGAUCUGAUAGCCUUGAUCCUUGUGAAAUGGAAGUGGAGAAUUUUCCCGCCGACCUCGGACGAGAAUUAGCCAAUAUUAAGGGUAUCUCUCCGUGCCGUUCAGAGCCAUCAAUGACAGCAGAAGAAGUUGAAGUUGCAAUUAGUGCUGCUCUUCGACUCCCCGCUUUCAGAGACGCCGAUGGUGUUUUAUCUUCGAAUAUCAAAUCCUUCUUCUCCGCAACCGUUUUACCAAGAAUGCGGUCCGCCUAUCGUUUGUUGCCGUCUGGGACCAGUGGUGGUGUGAAGAUGGAGCCAGAGCGUCUGACACGCACCCAGUUACGUCUAUUUCUGAUGCGCGUGAAGAAGAAGUACGAGAAGGCGCUAAUUGAACCGGGUACCGCUGUGGGCGCUCUUUGCGGUCAGUCUAUCGGUGAACCCGCCACCCAAAUGACCCUUAAAACUUUUCAUUUUGCUGGUGUCGCCAGUAUGAACAUCACCCAGGGUGUACCGCGUAUGCGAGAGAUAGUAAACGCUGUUGCCAAAAUCAAGACGCCUUUGGUUGCUGUGACACUUACCGACCCCUCGUCUGCGGAGCUGGCCCGUCGGGUAAAGCUAUCAAUAGAGCCGACCCGAUUGGCGGAUAUCUCGCUGCGCUUGCGCCAGUGCCUUUCGCCUGACGAAGUCUUUGUCAGUGUGGAGUUGGACACCAAACGGAUGGCUCGACGCGAAAUCACCCCCGCACAGGUGGCGAACGCCGUGCGCAAUGCGAAUCUGGGCACAAAGCGCCUCAAAUUGUCGCGUGUCACCUUCUCCGAAACGCACGUGAACGUCUUCCCAACUGAUCUGAAUCGACUCGAAAUCCUUAUCCAAACACUCGAGGGCGUUGUUGUUAAGGGCAUUCCUGAUGUCGCUCGAGUCGUUAUCCAGGAGGAUAAACAAGGGCACCAUAAUAUCUUUGUAGAAGGUGCAAAAUUAAGGGAGGUGAGCCAAUUGAUUGGUGAGUUAAGCCAUCUUGCGUGCAUUUAUUCCAAACAGGUGAUGUGUGUUCGUGGUGUGGUUCCGGAGGCGACGCGUAGCAACAACAUCCUCGAAGUGGAGCGUUGUCUAGGUGUAGAAGCUGCUCGACGAGCGGUCAUGGACGAACUCCUAACGGUAAUGGAAGGACAUGGGGUCGAGGUUAAUAUACGCCACGUUAUGCUUCUGGCAGACCUCAUGACGAAUAGGGGCGAAGUUUACGGCUAUCAACGCAGCGGCAUGGCAAAGGCGAAGAACAGCGUGCUCUGUCUUGCUUCGGUAAUUUGCUGUGUCACUAUAACCAUUCAAAUACAUAGGGAUGCAAAUUGA
Mesocestoides corti is the source of this 1650-nucleotide messenger RNA. NCBI's taxonomy places the organism in Eukaryota, Metazoa, Platyhelminthes, Cestoda, Cyclophyllidea, Mesocestoididae. The record is from the annotation of a GenBank genome assembly.